UUUUAGUCUUAAUCUGAAAUAUAAACGUAAAAGUUGUGCCUCGCGACCGAAGCGAUACUGCACCGAAAAAAAAGAAAUAAAAAAAGAAAAAGAAAUUAAACAAACGAGUUGAUUUUUUGUUAAAAAUUGUGCAAACAUAUGAAAAGCAGCGGUAGCAGCAGCAACAUGAUGGUGAAAAGUUUUUUAAUUAUAUUAAUGGUUAUAUGUUUAAUGGCAUUCAACGUAAAUUGCCGACCCGAAAACUCUUCAUCGAGUGAUGUAAUAAAUGUUGAAGAUACGGACGAUGAAUUUAUCAUUAAGAAACCUACAAGUAUGGGUCCAGCUUAUCAACAAUUCUUGGAUGAAUUAUAUCGUCAUGAUUUAAAGAAGGCUAAAAUUCCAAAAGCAAAACGAAAUGCGGAGGAUGACCCGGCAUUUAAUAAGCUAACGGUUGAAUCUCCAAAUGAGUUCGACAUCCCCGUUAAACCGCCAUUAGGAACGAAUGAAAAUUAUGAUCAAUUUUUAUCACACUUGUACCGCAAAGACGAAGCAAAGAAGAAUCCCGCUCAAAACGAAUGAGAGAGAAAUUAAAUGAUCGAGAGCUGGUGGGAGAUUGAAAGUGAACAAUUAUGAUGAUGAUGAUGAACAAUAAGUUUGCAGGUCAUGUCAAUAUUUUUACCGCACAUUAACUUCUCAACUUCAGUUGUAUCUGUCUGUUUAAAUCUAUUUUAUAUUAUUUAUAAAUGUUAGGACAUUUUAUUAAAGCAAAUAAAUUGUUUAUCACAAUGUGAAAA
Molecule: messenger RNA, 773 nt
Organism: Clunio marinus
Lineage: Eukaryota; Metazoa; Arthropoda; Insecta; Diptera; Chironomidae
Source: the annotation of a GenBank genome assembly